GGCCCCCCACAUGACCCAGUCCGACACUGGCCACAGUUAUUUGGUUUGCAUAUUGUAAACAGUAAUCCGCAUAGUUUGUUCAGACCUCUAGCACAGCUGCUAAUCUUAUCUACGUUGCAUCACCAAGCAGGAACACAGGAAGUACAAGGUUUCACAGGUCACUUCAGGAACAACAACUAUCUUUAAAGCUGAAGGAUGUAUGAAGGACUAGCCAUGUUGGUGACUGUAGUAGCCGUUUUCCUCUUGUGUUGUGUUUUGCUGUUAGCAGGCGUCACUUACUAUGAAAGCUCAAAAGCGGAGAUUCCACCUGGGAUUGCCAAUCCUAAACUUCUGUGGAGAAUUCAUGCAAUGACAAUUGCUUUUUCCAAUUUGGGGAAGACAUGUCAGAAGCUUGGAAUAUGCAGUGAGAUUGGCUUUUUACAUAAGUUAAUGAGAUUUUCUAAGACUGAGGAGGAUCCAGAGCUCUUCAUGAAAAACUUGCAAUUUGAAGGGGUGCCUGUGAGAGUCUACCAGCCCAGAUCACCCUCGGUUGGUGACAGGAAAGGAGUUAUGUUCUUUCAUGGAGGAGGAUUCGUAUUUGGAAGCAUUGAUAGUCAUGACAAGCAUUGCCGAUACAUAGCAAAGACUUCUGGAGCUGUAGUUGUCUCAGUUGGGUACCGCCUGGCGCCAGAACACAGGUAUCCGGCAGCAUUUGAUGAUUGCCUCAGCGCCACAACUCACUUUUUGAAGACGGCACAUGAACAUGGAGUGGACUCUUCCUCCAUUAUAAUAUGUGGAGAUAGCGCAGGGGGUAAUCUGACGGCUGCCGUUUGCCAAGCCUUGGUGAGCAGGACAGAUCUUCCAAAGCCUCUGGCCCAGGUGCUGAUAUACCCAGCAGUCCAGAUGGUUGACUACAAUUUACCCUCAUACCAACAAAACAGCAUGGUCCCUCUAUUACUGCGAGAGCGUACUGUAUUUUACAAACUGCACUAUCUAGGUUGUUUUUGCGAUGAUCUAUGUAAAGAAGUUCUGCUUGGCAGUCAUGUUCCUCCUGAAAUGAGAAGGAAACUCAGCAAAUGGCUGAGCAUUGAUAACAUUCCUAAGGAGUUUACGGCCAAAGGCUACAAAACCCACAAUAUGGCCGCCUUUAAAAACAAUGUCUAUGAAAAAGUCAAACGAGUUUUUGAACCUCACUUCUCUCCGCUGCUGGCUGAGGAAUCUGUGAUUCGUCUUCUACCAAAAGCGUACAUCUUAACAUGCGAGUUUGAUGUUCUGCGUGAUGAUGGAUUACUCUAUAAGAGACGCCUGGAAGAUAAUGGAAUCCCGGUCACUUGGUACCAUGUUAAAGAUGGAUUCCAUGGAGUCGUGAGCUUCUUUGAUGGACCUAACUGUUCUUCUGGAAAGCUGGCUCUAGAUAAUGCAAAGACAUUUCUGAAGCUUGGAAUAUGCAGUGAGUUUGGCUUUUUACGUCCGUUAAUGAGAUUUUCUAGGACUGCGGAGGAUCCAGAACUCUACAUGAAAAACUUGCAAUUUGAAGGGGUGCCUGUGAGAGUCUACCAGCCCAGAUCACCCUCAGUUGGUAACAGGAAAGGAGUUAUGUUCUUUCAUGGAGGAGGAUUCAUUUUUGGAAGCAUUGAUAGUUAUGACAAUCACUGCCGAUACAUAGCAAAGACGUCUGGAGCUGUAGUUGUCUCAGUUGGGUACCGCCUAGUUCCAGAACACAGGUAUCCAGCAGCAUUUGACGAUUGCCUCAGCGCCACAAUUCACCUUUUCAAGACUGCACAGGAACAUGGAGUGGACUCUUGCUCCAUUGUAAUAUGUGGAGAUAGCGCAGGGGGUAAUCUAGCGGCUGCCGUUUGCCAAACCUUGGUGAGCAGGACAGAUCUUCCAAAGCCUCUGGCUCAGGUGCUGAUAUACCCAGUAGUCCAGAUGAUUGACUGCCAUUUGCCUUCAUACCAGCAAAAUGGCAUGGUCCCCCCAUUGCUCACAGAGAUCACUGUAUUCGGCAUACUGCAGUAUCUAGGUUGUUUUUGCGAUGAUGUAUGUAAAGAAGUUAUGUGUGGCAGUCAUGUUCCUCCUGAAAUGAGAAUGAAACUCAGCAAAUUGCUGAGCAUUGAUAACAUUCCUGAGGAGUUUAAGGCCAAAGGCUACAAACCCCACAAGAUGGCCGACUUUAAAAGCGAAGUCUAUGAAAAAGUCAAACGAGAGUUUGAACCUCACGUCUCUCCGCUGCUGGCUGAGGAAUCUGUGAUUCGUCUUCUACCAAAAACGUACAUCUUAACAUGCGAGUUUGACGUUCUGCGGGAUGAAGGAUUACUCUAUAAGAGACGCCUGGAAGAGAACGGAAUCCCGGUCACUUGGUACCAUGUUAAAGAUGGAUCCCAUGGAGUCAUGAGCUUCUUUGAUCGACCUAACUGUUCUUCUGGAAAGCUGGCUCUAGAUAAUGUUAUUACUUUUAUAAAAAAUCUCUGAGUAAUUAUGUUAUAUUUCAUUCUUGUAAUUCAGUAUACAUUCCACUGGCCAGAGGUACUGUAGUAGGAGCCAUGUUCCUUUUCACAUUUCUUGAUUACGUGCUGGCUGUGUCUCCUUCCAGAAAAGGAGACACAACCAGCAUGAUUGACUCUAGCACAUGAUUGACUCUAGAGAUGGGAUGCAGGCACAUUUAAGAGUAUAAUUAAAGUCAUCCUUAAAGAGGACUGGGCUGCAAAGAGACUUAGCUCACAGAAGAGGUUGCCCUACUCUUCGAUGUGAAUGGUACAUGGACAAUUCUAGGGCCAGAUUAAGGUCUGUGGGGACCCCUGGGCAACAAAUUUGUGGGAGCCCUGUCAAUAAAAUUAGCAAUAUACACACAUACUACCGUUCAAAAGUUUGGGGUCACCCAGACAAUUUUCGUCGUUUCCACUUUUAUUUAUCAAAUGAGUUUCGAAAUGAAUAGAACAUAUAGUCAAGACAUUGCCACGGUUAGAAAGAUAUAUAUUUGAAAUAAUUAUUUUGUCCUUCAAAUUUUGCUUUCGUCAAAGAAUGCUCCCUUUACAGCAAUUACAGCAUUGCAGACCUUUGGCAUUCUAGCUGUUAAUUUGUUGAGGUAAUCUGAAGAAAUUUCACCCCACACUUCCUGAAGCACCUCCCACAAGUUGGAUUGGCUUGAUGGGCACUUCUUGCGUACCAUACGGUCAAGCUGCUCCCACAACAGCUCAAUGGGGUUGAGAUCUGGUGACUGUGCUGGCCACUCCCUUACAGACAGAAUACCAGAUGCCUGCUUCUUCCCUAAAUAGUUCUUGCAUAAUUUGGAGGUGUGCUUUGGGUCAUUGUCCUGUUGUAGGAGGAAAUUGGCUCCAAUCAAGCGCUGUCCACAUGGUAUGGCAUGGCGUUGCAAAAUGGAGUGAUAGCCUUCCUUGUUCAAAAUCCCUUUUACCUUGUACAAAUCUCCCACUUUACCAGCACCAAAGCAGCCCCAGACCAUCACAUUACCUCAAUAUAAACAAAAAAAUAGAGAAAACCACUUAACCAGCGCUUCUGUUUGUUCAAUAGUUCAUUUGUUCUUCUCAAAUCAUCCCCAUCGUAUUGCAUAUACAACAAAGAGGUAGGAAAGAGAAUAUAGUGUAAUACAAUUUUUAAUAAUAAACAACAUAAAAACAAUGUAAUCCAGUGGUCUGUAUAAAAGGCAUAUUAGACAGGUAGGCUUCUCAGUCAAAAUAGAUACAAUGGAGGUUUAUCAAAUUUGGUGGAACUGCGGUUUAGACAGUUCAAAAGCAGCAUGUAGGUAUGGUGGAAGUCCCGGAAACGCCACUCAUAAUCGUCCCAGCUGCUGAUUCCAUACAGGUUCUCCUUCAGGAUAUUAGAACUGAGAUGCCUCCUUCACCAACGCAUUUCCUCCCCUACUGGGGUCUUUAUCAAGGUGUCAGUAUGCCUUACUCCUGUUUCUAACACUAUUUAAACUGUCCAUGUCCAAUGAGCUGCCUCCGUGCGUAGCUGUAUGCGUCUAGACAUAAAUUUCCUACAAGUCCCAGCAUCCUCCAGCUGCGCACGGUACUCCCGCUACGUCACUUCCGGUAUAGCGGGUUGCCAUGGUAAUGUCGGAUCCCCGAGCACAGUCGCGGGUCCGCUCACCUGUGCUUCGUUCUCAAUGAUUCAUUAAGUCUCUCGGUCUUUACUGGCUUUGCUCAAAUUAUAGUUGUAUUUUUUGAUAGAAAUAAAACAUCCAGAGGUUUUGAAGCGUCACGUCACUUCCGGGGGCGUUCCGGGGCGGACAGGUUUGUUGUCAUGGAGACGCAAUCUAAAAGUAGUUUUGAAAUACUUUAAAAUAUACACAAAUCUUAAAAACAACAGAUCAAAAAACAACUCUAAAUACAUCAGAUCUAGACUUACCAUAUAUCAACACCAAAAAACUUUAAUUUAAAAACCAUUUGAUUUCAAAGUCGGCAUUUAUGCCGCCUGGUUUUAACGUGCCUAGUUCUUAAAUGGCUUGCAUUUCUGCUUUAGCCAACUGGCUUGCCAAAUCUUUUUUUCUCCAGUGGUUCUUUACAUUCUUGAUUCCGCAAAACCGUUUAAUCCCAGUUACGCUACAUUUAUGGUGAACCCUAAAAUGUUCAGACAGCGUAUGAGUCGUGAGUGCUUUCUUAAUAUUUCUUAGGUGCUCACUAAUCCUAAUUUUAAGAGGUCUCGAAGUUCGACCUAUGUACCAUAAAUUGCAUGUGCACUCGAUUGCAUAUAUUACAUUGGCAGUGUUACAUGUUACAAAAUCUGUUAUUUUGCAGUUUUUAUCAUUAAUCACUACCUCUGUUAUUUUCCCACUGUUGCUUGAUAUAUUUUUGCAACCGAUGCAUAAUCUACAUCGAAAGAAACCUUUUGAUUUUACAGUACACAUAGGUUUCUUAGCAGGUAGUGCACUCUUCACGAGAUUUGUUUUUAGGUUAGGAGCCUUCCUAAAAAUGCACUUGGGUUUUUCUGGCAAUAUUGAACCAAUGAUAGGGUCUUUCCUUAGGAUCCCCCAAUGUUUGUUGAGGGAUUUCUCUAGGAUUCUAUGUUGACUAUUAAAUGAAGUAAUAAAGGUCCAGUCAUAUUGUGACCCUUUUUCUCUUUCCUCUUUCUUUUUUGGUUGUAAGAGAUCUUUGCGGUCAAGCUUUGCCACUUUCGUUCAAGCACUCUCUAUCUUUUCGAUUGGGUACCCGAAAGCCUUGAAUUUUGACUUCAUCUCCUCCGCUUGAAUCUCAUAGAGUGCAGAAUUAGUACAAUUGCGUUUCAAGCGCGUAAACUGACUAUCCGGAAUGGAGUUUAACCAAUUGGAAUGGUGGCAACUGGUGGCAUUAAUGUAGGCCCCUGAGUCAGUCGGCUUAACAAAAGUUUUUGUUUCUAUCUUGUUAUUUUCAAUAAAAAUGGUUAUAUCUAAAAAAUUGAUAGUUUUUUUUUUUACUACUUUCAAAUGUUAAAAAGAUGUUGUCUGUAUUCAAAUUAAGAUAGUUAAAAAAUUGCUCCAAGGUAUCUUCACUCCCCUUCCAAAUAAAAAAGAUCACAUCACAUUACCUCCACCAUGCUUGACAGAUGGCGUCAGGCAUUCUUCCAACAUCUUUUCACUUGUUCUGCAUCCCACAAAUAUUCUUCUGUGUGAUCCAAACACCUCAAACUUCGAUUCGUCUGUCCAUAACACUUUUUUCCAAUCUUCCUCUGUCCAAUGUCUGUGUUCUUUUGCCCUUAUUAAUCUUUCCCUUUUAUUGGGCAGUCUCAGAUAUGGCUUUUUCUUUGCCACUCUGCCUAGAAGGCCAGCAUCCCGGAGUCGCCUCUUUACUGUAGACGUUGACACUGGCGUUUUUGUGGAUACCAUUUAAUGAAGUUGCCAGUUGAGGACCUGUGAGGCGUCUAUUUUUCAAACUAGAGACUCUAAUGUACUUGUCUUCUUGCUCAGUUGUGCACCAGGGCCUCCCACUUCUCUUUCUACUCUGGUUAGAGCCUGUUUGUGCUGUUCUCUGAAGGGAGUAGUACACACUGUUGUAGGAAAUGUUCAGUUUCUUGGCAAUUUCUCACAUGGAAUAGCCUUCAUUUCUAAGAACAAGUAAAGACUGUCGAGUUUCACAUGAAAGUUCUCUUUUUCUUGCCAAUUUGAGAGUAUAAUCGAACCCACAAAUGUGAUGCUCCAGAUAUUCAACUAGCUCAAAGGAAGGCUAGUUUUAUAGCUUCUCUAACGAGCAAACCCAUUUUCAGCUGUGCUAUCAUAAUUGCACAAGGGUUUUCUAAUAAUCCAUUAGUCUUCUACCGCGAUUAGCAAACACAAUGUAUGUACCAUUAGAACACUGGAGCGAUGGUUGCUGGAAAUGGGCCUCUAUACACCUAUGUAGAUAUUCCAUUAAAAACCAGACGUUUGCAGCUAGUAUAGUCAUUUACCACAUUAACAAUGUAUAGUGCAUUUCUGAUUAAUUUAAUGUUAUCUUCAUUGAAAAAAACAGUGCUUUUCUUUAAAAAAAAAGGAAAUUUAUAAGUGACCCCAAACUUUUGAACGGUGGUGUGUGUAUAUAUAUAUAUAUAUAUAUAUAGUCCAGCAUAGGCUCGGCACUCCCAUAGAAAAACAAAGCUUGGUCCG
Molecule: messenger RNA, 6553 nt
Organism: Pseudophryne corroboree (corroboree frog)
Lineage: Eukaryota; Metazoa; Chordata; Amphibia; Anura; Myobatrachidae
Product: arylacetamide deacetylase-like 4
Exons: 7
Coding region: 196-2451 (751 amino acids)
Molecular function (GO): lipase activity
Source: RefSeq, a predicted model, not a curated record